GUUUGCUUAAAUAAGGCGCGCGAAACGGCGUUUGGCUUUGGCUCUUUGUUAAGCGCAAAAUUCUUCUUUCAUCCACAGUUUUUCCAUUAGAAAACGCAUUAAACGUAACAAUAAGAUUUGCAUCUAGUUGCUAUUACUUAUAAUUAAACAUUAUCCGUACGGAAUAUUUCAGCAUUAAUUAUCCACAGUUACUGAAAUACAUCGGCACCAAAUUUUUAAUUAUAUUUUUUUUCAAUGUAUGAUCUACUGACAUACAUACGCUAACUCAAGAUUACAUUAAUUACAGCAAUAGUUUACACGUGAAAUGACAAAUGAAGUAUACAUUUUAUAUCUUUGACCCUUUAUCUGAAUGGCUCUUUUAAUGAAAUCUAAUGCUUGCUGUCAUUAAUCUCUUUCCAAACUAUUUAAGCCGACAAGAUGGCUGAAGAAAUAAUAGGAUCUAAAUUUUUGCAGCAAGAUCUAAGUUCAUAAAACAUGGUUAAACAAGUUUCUGAAAUCGAGAUAAUUUCUAACACUACAUCUCAUGAGAAGCAAUAUUCCUUUGGUGAAUUUAUUAAAGAGAAGCAAGAAGACAUAGAAAGCUCUAAUGUAUCCGAAGAAGAACUUGAUCCUGACGUGGAAGAGCUUCCUCUUAUUGUCAGAGAAAUAGUUCCUCUUGAAGAUGACCCUUCCAUUCCAGUAUUCACAUUCCGUUAUUUUAUCUUGGCUAUCAUCUUUAUCAUACCUGGUGCAUUCAUUGACACAAUGAAUUCUUAUCGUACAACUUCUGCUGCAUAUUCUAUUUUCUUUGUCCAAAUUGCAUCUCAUUGGGCUGGUAAAUGGUUAGCUAAAGUUUUACCUAAUAAAGAAGUUCGAAUUUUUGGAAGAUUUAAAUUUAACCUUAAUCCUGGACCAUGGUCAAUUAAAGAAACUGCAUUAAUCACCAUAACGGCCAAUAGUGGUGCAACUGGAAAUCAAGGUACUACUCCUCUUUCUUUAAGUGAAGUAUAUUAUGGAACAAAGGUAAAUGGUGCUCUUGCAAUUUUCUAUAUGUGGGCUAUUGUAUUCAUUGGUUAUUCUUAUUCAGCUAUCGCUAGAAACUUUUUGAUAUAUGAUCCUCAAUUUAUAUGGCCCCUGGCUUUAAUGCAAACAACGUUAUUCCAGACUCAGAAGAAAUCAGAUGGUGAUUCUAAACUUGGUUCCAAACAAAUGAAAGUUUUCUUUAUUGCUUUGAUAGGUAUGUCAGUUUGGGAAUUCUUUCCUGAAUUUAUUUUCCCAAUGUUAUCUUCAUUAGCUUUCUUAUGUUGGGUUGCUCCAAGAAAUAAAACUGCUAAUUUUAUAGGAUCUGGAUUGAAUGGUAUGGGCUUCUUGAACUUAACUUUGGAUUGGUCUAAUAUUACAUCAUCGAUAAUGCUUUCACCAUAUUGGAUUCAGGUAAUUCAAUUUAUAGCAUUUGUAUUUGGUGCAUGGAUUCUUCUUCCUGCUGCUAAAUGGGGUAAUCUCACUGAUUUCAAAUAUGGAUUAAUGUCUAAUGGUUUGUUCUUAUCAAAUGGAACUGCUUAUCCAACAAAUAAGUUGUUAACAAAUGAUCUUCGGUUGAAUCAGACUGCACUUGCCGAAUUAGGUCCAGUCCAUAUGGGAGCUCAAACUGCAUGGAAUAUGUUCUUUGCUUAUGCCAGUUAUAUUAGUGGUGUAGUUUGGGUUUGCUUAUUUGGUUACGAAAGUAUGGGAAAUUCGAUCAAGAAGCUAUAUGCUUCCUUCAGGGCAAGGAAAACCAGCGAUAAAACGCUAGCUUUAUCCAUCAAUGAACAAUAUACAGAUAGACUUAACAAGUUACAAUCAAAAUAUAAUGAAGUUCCUCAAUUAUGGUUCCUUAUACUUUUUGCAGCUUCAUUUAUUACUUUGUUGGUAAUUUUUGCAACCGGUAGAUUAUUCAUGCCUUGGUGGUGUAUGAUUGUUGGUAUAGCUUUUGGAGCAUUAAUUGUCACACCCUUAUCAUGGUUAUAUGCACUUUCAAACUUUCAAUUAGCUAUUGGUUCAUUUGAUGAAUUAUUAUAUGGCUAUAUGGUGCAAAAUAGGACUGAUAAACAUCCAGUUGGAGCAACAAUUUAUGGAGCUAUUGCUGGUGAUGCUUGGUAUAGAGCACAGUAUAUACUUCAGGAUCAGAAAAUUGGUCAUUAUAUGCAUUUACCCCCUAAAGCGGUUUUCUUUUCCCAAAUUUUUGGUGCAUUAGUUGGUAUUCCAAUUAAUUAUGCCGCUAUGAGGUGGGUGUUAAACACCAAGAUGGACUUCUUGAAUGGUACUAAGAUAGAUCCAUUACAUCAAUGGACUGGUCAAUCACUUAAAUCAUACAACACGAAAGCCGUUCAAUAUGUUAUCCUUGGCCCUAAGAUUCUAUUUGAGAAUUAUUCAAUUUUGCCUUAUGGUUUUGUAUUAGGAGUUGGAGCUCCAAUAGUAUUUUACAUAUUGCAUAGACUCUUCCCUAAUUCUAGAUUAAAGUUCAGAUUAUGGAAUACAACAGUGUUCUUUUCAACUAUGGAGAAUUUUUACGGGAACUUAUCUACCGGAUAUUUUUCACAAUUUAUUGGUGGUACAGUAGCUAUGUUUUGGGCUUAUCGUUACAAACAUGAGCUUUGGAAGAGAUACAAUUACCUUUUAGCUGCUGCUUUUGAUACUGGAUAUAAUCUCACAGUAUUAUUGAUUUUCAUUAUAUUUUCUUCUGGUAGAGUUAUAAAUAUGCCAAACUGGUGGGGGAAUAAUGAAGAAAGUGUAGAGAGAUGCUUUGCCUUAGUCGACUAAAUAGAAAAUUCGCAGCUAUUUGGAUUUAUUAUCAUAGACUGUAACUUUAUAUAGAAUAAAAUACCAAAAGA
This is a messenger RNA of Scheffersomyces amazonensis, 2849 nucleotides long. Its product is annotated as OPT family oligopeptide transporter. Gene Ontology annotation, molecular function: oligopeptide transmembrane transporter activity. The transcript has a single exon. NCBI's taxonomy places the organism in Eukaryota, Fungi, Ascomycota, Pichiomycetes, Serinales, Debaryomycetaceae. The coding region runs from base 475 to 2778 and encodes 767 amino acids. The record is from RefSeq and is a predicted model, not a curated record. Gene Ontology annotation, cellular component: plasma membrane. Gene Ontology annotation, biological process: transmembrane transport.